GUGGGUACCACGUGGGGACUGUUGGAGCUGAAUCUCCUGCGGGCGUCCAGUUCGGGUCUAGGUUGGCAUUGGAAGCGUGAAGAUGAGGAAGGAAACCCCGCCUCCUCUGGUGCCCCCGGAGGACCGCGAGUGGAACCUUCCCCCUAAUGCGCCCGCCUGUAUGGAGCGGCAGUUGGAGGCUGCGCGGUACCGGUCGGAUGGGGCGCUCCUGCUUGGGGCUUCCAGCCUGAGCGGCCGCUGCUGGGCUGGCUCCCUCUGGCUUUUCAAGGACCCUUGUGCCGCCCCCAACGAAGGCUUCUGCUCCGCUGGAGUCCAGACGGAGGCCGGAGUGGCUGACCUCACUUGGGUAGGGGACAGAGGUAUCCUCGUGGCUUCCGAUUCAGGUGCUGUUGAAUUAUGGGAGCUGGAUGAGAAUGAGACACUCAUUGUCAGCAAGUUCUGCAAGUAUGAGCACGAUGACAUAGUGUGUACAGUCAGUGUUCUGAGCUCUGGCACACAAGCUGUUAGCGGUAGCAAAGACUUCUGCAUCAAGGUUUGGGACCUCGCUCAGCAGAUGGUACUGAAUUCAUACCGGGCUCACUCUGGGCAGGUCACCUGUGUUGCGGCCUCUCCCCACCAGGACUCUGUGUUUCUUUCAUGCAGUGAGGAUAGUAGAAUUUUACUCUGGGAUACCCGCUGUCCCAAGCCAGCAUCACAGAUGGGCUGCGGUGCCUCUGGCUACCUUCCUACCUCAUUGGCUUGGCAUCCUCAGCAGAGCGAAGUCUUUGUCUUGGGUGACGAGAAUGGGACUGUUUCCCUUGUAGAAACCAAGAGUGCAAGCUGUGUCCUCAGCUCAACUGUGCACUCCCAGUGUGUCACUGGGCUGGUGUUCUCCCCACACAGUGCUCCGCUCCUGGCUUCUGUCAGUGAAGACUGCUCCCUCGCCGUGCUGGACUCGGGCCUGUCCCAGGUAUUUAGAAGCCCAGCCCACAGAGACUUUGUGAGAGAUGCUACUUGGUCUCCGCUCAAUCGCUCCCUCCUCACCACUGUGGGCUGGGACCAUCAGGUCAUCCACCAUCUGGUGCCCACAGGACCUCUCUCAGCCCCCGGACCGAACAGUAUUGCCGAGUAGAUUGGACUGAAGACAAAAAGCAAACCCCCCGGGUACCUCACCCUUCGCCCUGCCCUCCCAGUCCGAGACCACACAGGAGCCUUAGCGGUAUGCUGAUAACACCGGAUCUGGGCAGUGCUAGGCACGUCAGCUGGGGUGGCUGGUUUCUAGGAUCCUGUAGUCAUAGGAGAGAAAUACUGUCUGGGAAAUGGAUAGGUAUGUAUGUGUGUGUGUAGUUUUUGGGAGGGCGUGAUAAAAAGUCCAUCCCACAUCGUUCCCGAGGCCCACCGUCCCCGCCCCUCCACAGAAGAGUUCACAAAAGGAUUUUAUGCUUCCCACACAGCGUUGCCUGUGGAGCUGGCCAUGUCUGGAUGAGAUGUGGGGGUGGGCAUUUCUGGGUUAUAGGAGCAACUCACAUCCUUCUCAGAGAGAGAGGAGCAACUUGUUUUACAGAACUUAAUUCACCUCAAACACGGGCAUUGCUUCCAUUCACCAGAAUCCAGCCCAGCUCACCUGAGAGCCGGGACUCUCAUCUCACCAGUUUUGCACAUCAUCUUGCCAUUGAAAUGAGUCCAAAAUCCAUUUUCUGGCCAAAUAAAAAGUUUGACUGGUACCUGUCUAAUGCCUCCCCACCUCCCGGGGGUUGUGUGUAGGAGAGAGUAGUGUUUUUCUGUCGUGGGUGGGGUGCGGGGGACUUAAAGGCACUUUGGUUAUGUUAAAAACUGACUCAGACUUGCAGAGAAAUGUCUGCCCCUUUUCCAACCUGACCUCUCCUGCCUCUGGGCCCCUUUCUGUGGGUACAGGAAGCAUGAAUACUGUUUUUGUGGACUCUGAAUACUAGGCUGCAGCAUCAGAGAGACUCAGAAAUACUGGCUGAUGAAAUAAA
This is a messenger RNA of Molossus molossus (Pallas's mastiff bat), 1976 nucleotides long. It is a transcript of the gene WDR77, whose product is annotated as WD repeat domain 77. Gene Ontology annotation, cellular component: methylosome. The record is from RefSeq and is a predicted model, not a curated record. Gene Ontology annotation, molecular function: protein binding. Lineage: Eukaryota; Metazoa; Chordata; Mammalia; Chiroptera; Molossidae. The transcript has 10 exons. Bases 83 to 1111 code for a protein of 342 amino acids. Gene Ontology annotation, biological process: oocyte axis specification.